GAACAUUUCCCUCGUCUCCCUCGCAGAUACGAUGCCCCGUAACCUGUUGUAGCAUUAACGCGCACGCAGCAAAUCUAACACGACGGUUGUUCAGUUCUCUCUCCUCUUUCUCUCGCUCUCGCUCUCCCUCCCUGCUCUCUCCGGUUUCUCUCUCUAUCUCUGUGACGGCGGCGGUGGCGACAAUGAGGAGCAUGCUUUCGCUGCCGUUAAUCGUCGUCUAUUUCGCCGCAUCUGUUGCUCUCUCACUCGCUGCCGCGGCGGAGACGGACCAGUUGCCGGACGGCAAUGCUGCCGAGGCCAAUGCCACGCGGUCGAGAUCCAGAGAGGACAGUUUCGCUGACAUGAUCGAUCGUGCCCUGGAGAAGGAGUUCCCCGAGAAUGAGCAGAAUGGAGUUGAAGAUCCUGGUAGCUUCAACAACAGCGUUGCUGAACAGCAGGCAGUUUUGGAAACUGUUGCCAGAGUUAAGUCCAAGAAAAAUGAAACCAAGGAGGAUAAGUCAUUCCAGCUUCAUGAUGUUUUCAACUUGGAUAAUGAGAAUCGCCCAGAAGAUAUGCCAACAUUGAUAGAUCGGAAGGACAAUGUCUUUAUUAUAUCCAAUCUUAAGUCAAAGUACCCUGUGCUACAGUUAGAUUUAAGGUUGAUAUCUGACCUAGUAGUUGUCAUUGUAUCUGCAACAUGUGGUGGCAUAGCCUUUGCUUGUGCUGGGCAACCGGUUAUCACUGGAUAUUUGCUGGCAGGAUCGGUCAUUGGACCCGGGGGCUUAAGUUUUGUUAGUGAAAUGGUUCAAGUUGAAACUGUAGCUCAGUUUGGUGUGAUCUUUCUUCUUUUUGCACUGGGCCUUGAGUUCUCCAUAACAAAGCUUCGUGUUGUUAGAGCAGUUGCUGUUUUAGGGGGCCUGCUCCAGAUCUUCUUGUUUAUGUGCUUGUGUGGAAUUACAGCCUCGUUAUGCGGUGGUAAACCUUCUGAGGGUAUAUUUGUUGGUGCAUUCUUGUCUAUGUCUUCAACGGCAGUGGUUUUGAAAUUUUUGAUGGAAAGAAAUAGUAUCAGUGCUCUUCAUGGUCAGGUCACAAUCGGUACCCUUAUUUUGCAAGAUUGUGCUGUGGGCUUGCUUUUUGCUCUGCUUCCGAUUCUGGGUGGUACCUCUGGUGUACUCCAAGGAGUUAUGUCCAUGACUAAAUUGUUGGUGGUUUUAAUUACAUUCUUGGCCAUUUUGUCAAUAUUAUCUCGUACUUGUGUACCUUGGUGCCUUAAGCUGAUGAUAAGCCUAUCAUCACAGACUAAUGAACUCUAUCAGUUGGCUUCAGUGGCGUUCUGCUUGCUUGUUGCUUGGUGUAGUGACAAGCUGGGUCUUAGUCUUGAACUGGGUUCCUUUGCUGCUGGGGUGAUGAUAUCAACAACUGAUCUUGCUCAACAUACACUCGAACAAGUUGAGCCUAUUCGCAACUUCUUUGCUGCUCUUUUUCUUGCAAGCAUUGGGAUGUUAAUACAUGUUCAUUUCCUUUGGAAUCAUGUUGAUAUUUUACUAGCAGCUGUUAUAUUGGUGAUCAUUAUAAAGACUAUUGUGGUUGCUGCAGUUGUUAAGGGAUUUAGAUACAACAACAAAACUUCGCUCCUUGUUGGAAUGUCUUUGGCACAAAUUGGGGAGUUUGCUUUUGUUCUACUAAGUCGGGCUUCUAAUCUUCAUCUAGUUGAGGGUAAACUCUAUCUACUGCUUCUAGGCACAACAGCACUUAGUCUGGUGACUACUCCAUUACUUUUUAAGUUGAUUCCUGCUGUGGUGCACCUUGGCGUGCUGUUGCGGUGGUUUUCCCCAGAUAGCCCGAGUGAGAUUGGAUUUAAAGGAGAUGGCCUUCGCGCAGACAGUGUCAAGCGUAUUACUUUGAUGGUCCAAGGCCCUCAUGAUUCAUGAUAUUAAAUAAAAACAUGAAGCAGAAAUAUGCAAAUAUGGGGCUUUACCUGAUGGCCUUCUUAUACUCUGGAGGACAGGUGCUCAAGAGUUCAAAGGAAGUCUGACUGAAUGAAAAAUUGUUUCCCUAUUAAUCGAAGCCCAUCACAGAUGAUCUACUUUCACAUACAUAAUCCUGACCAAGACGAGCAAACAAAAAUGCCAACUGAGCCUACGAAAUGGAGAGAGCACCGUAGAUAUGAUCUGUUUGCUGCCGAUAUAACCAUUAACACCUGAUUCAGGUCAUCCUCGUCAUCCUCAAUGAUGGCUGGCCUAUUUUGUGUAAAAUAGUGUUCAUUUUGUAAUGUAAUUCAUUUUUCCCCGCAUUUUUUUUUUUUCCUAAAAAUGUUGGUGGAUUUCUUUUCUUUUCACCCUUUUUUGUUUUUUUGUUUUUACCAUCAAAUGCAGUAAUCAAUUUCUACCAUGAAUUAGUUGAGUUGUC
Messenger RNA from Malania oleifera, 2388 nucleotides. RefSeq names its product K(+) efflux antiporter 4-like. Gene Ontology annotation, cellular component: membrane. The transcript is spliced from 20 exons. The coding region runs from base 183 to 1910 and encodes 575 amino acids. Gene Ontology annotation, biological process: proton transmembrane transport; potassium ion transmembrane transport. Gene Ontology annotation, molecular function: potassium:proton antiporter activity. The record is from RefSeq and is a predicted model, not a curated record. NCBI's taxonomy places the organism in Eukaryota, Viridiplantae, Streptophyta, Magnoliopsida, Santalales, Ximeniaceae.